CCCCACACUCGGCUGGUCUCUGCUGCUUCUUCUCUUCUUCUUCCUAUUAGUACUGUUAGCAGAUACAACUGCUUCUUCUUCUUCUUCUGCUUCUUCAUCUACUCUCUCUCUGCUACUCUCAUCUACUCCGUCGGGAGGAGGCAGCCGAGAUGUCGUGGAAACUCACCGACAGGCUCGCCGAGAAAAUCAAUCACUAUUCCUCCUUUCCCGCAACUGGCGUCUCGCUCCGGCAGAUGGUCCAGUUCGGGCAACGGCCAAAUCCUGGAACCCUCUUCCGCGGCGCACAGUUCCUCGGCGAAGAACUCCCCAUCCGCCUCGCCCACCGCGUCAAAGAACUCAACAACCUCCCCGACGGCCUCUCCGAAAUGCCGUCGAUCCAAAAAGUCCGCAACUGGUACGCGCAGUCGUUCGAAGAGCUCAUCGAGCUGCCGCGGCCGAAAAUCCCUCCCCAGCUCCGCGAGCUGCUGAUCAAAGCCCAGCGCCGCGACACGAACGGCGAGCACUACGGCCAGAAGCUGCUUGAGAAUACAGAGAAUCCGAGUCUGGCAGGCGAGGAUUAUCGCGAGAUCACGCCGCAGAAGAAAAAGAGCAUAAACUCGCGGCGGUACUUUGUGCUUGUCGACGACGACAUCUCGUGGUCGCCCGAGAUCCACGAGUACAACAAGCUGUUUACAAAAUGCCUUUCGGUCAUCAAAAAACGACACGAUCCCGUCGUCACCACCGUCGCGCAGGGAAUAAGCGAGUACAAGCACUCGCGCCAGCGCAUGCAGAUCGAUAGCACGAUCCAGUCGUUCCUCGACCGGUUCUACAUGUCGCGAAUCGGGAUCCGCAUGCUGAUCGGCCAGCACAUUGCCAUCAACGAGCAACCCUCGACAGACAACUACGUGGGCGUAAUCUGCACAAAGACAAACGUGCGCGAGCUCGCGCAGGAGGCGAUCGACAACGCGCGGUUUAUCUGCCAGGACUACUACGGGCUCUACACUUCGCCUCAGGUCCAGCUCGUUUGCAAGCCUGAUCUCAAUUUUAUGUACGUGCCCGGACAUCUGAGCCACAUGCUGUUUGAGACGCUCAAGAACUCGCUGCGGGCGGUGGUCGAGCUGCACGGGCCUGAUGCGGAUAAUUUCCCGCCGGUGAAACUGAUUGUGGCGGAGGGCAACGAGGACAUCACGAUCAAGAUCUCUGACGAAGGCGGCGGCAUCCCGCGCAGCGCGAUCCCGCUCGUCUGGACGUACAUGUACACCACCGUCGAAACCAUGCCGUCGCUCGACCCCGAUUUCAACAAAAGCGAUUUCAAAGCGCCCAUGGCCGGUUUCGGCUACGGCUUACCACUAUCACGUCUCUACGCGCGGUAUUUCGGCGGCGAUCUGAAGCUGAUUAGUAUGGAGGGCUACGGCACAGACGUGUAUCUCCAUCUAAACAGGCUGAGUAGCACAUCUGAGCCGCUGCCAUAGGGGUUUGUCCCGAGUUCGGUCAAGAAUUACUAUAAAUGACAAGUAGAGAGAGAGAGAAUGGACGGGGGUGGUGGUGGUGGUGGUUGGUGUUGACGUUUAUUGUAUUACUGUUUGACUAGAACGAGGGACGCCUUGAGUAUUUGCCGAUGUGAAGUGUACGCUAGUCCGGGGAUGAAAUCCGGCGCGCGGGGAGGGGUAAGAAGCCGGGAUUCUUUCCAACCAUUAUAUCUUGUUUUUAUCUUGUGUCGUUUGUUUGUUUGUGUUUUUUUGAGUCAAUUCGGGCGUCUUGUGUCUCUUUUGAUGGUCUUUUGUUUCUUCGCUCGUUGCGCCUACAUCUUGUUUUGUGUUUGUGUUCUCUCUGAUUUUUGUUGUUAUUGCGGCAUUCAGUCUUUUUGCCUUCAUUGUUUUGUGUUUAUAUCGAUUGAACGGAUCUUACUACAAACAUAUACAUAAACA
This is a messenger RNA of Myxozyma melibiosi, 1907 nucleotides long. Its product is annotated as pyruvate dehydrogenase kinase-like protein. The transcript has 3 exons. NCBI's taxonomy places the organism in Eukaryota, Fungi, Ascomycota, Lipomycetes, Lipomycetales, Lipomycetaceae. Gene Ontology annotation, biological process: protein phosphorylation; regulation of glucose metabolic process. Gene Ontology annotation, cellular component: mitochondrion. The coding region runs from base 150 to 1451 and encodes 433 amino acids. Gene Ontology annotation, molecular function: pyruvate dehydrogenase (acetyl-transferring) kinase activity. The record is from RefSeq and is a predicted model, not a curated record.